This is a messenger RNA of Podarcis muralis (Common wall lizard), 2145 nucleotides long. The record is from RefSeq and is a predicted model, not a curated record. Lineage: Eukaryota; Metazoa; Chordata; Lepidosauria; Squamata; Lacertidae.
GGAGGGUCGGGGGAGGUCAGAGGUCGGAGGUCGCCGAGGGAAGAUGGUGGCGCGCGAGCAGCUCCGCGUGGUUCGCUGCGGCGGCAGUUGGCUGAGCGGGAGCCGCGCGGUCUUUUCGGCCGAUUCGAAGUACCUUUUGUGUGCUUCUGGUGACUAUGUGAAAGUCUACAGUACAGCUACAGAAGAAUGUCUGCAUGUUCUCCAAGGUCACAGCAACAUAGUGACAGGAGUCCAGUUGAAUCCCCAAAACCAUCUACAGCUCUAUUCCUGGUCUCUAGAUGGCACUAUUAAACUCUGGGAUUUUAUGGAUGGCAUUCUCAUCAAGACCUUGGUGGUUGGGUUCAAACUCUUUGCAUUCUAUGCACUUGCGGGAUCUGAGAAUUCGGUAUUUGUUAUCAUCUCAAAAGAUAAUGAUGAAAGAUCAGGUCCAUUUCAGCUAGCUUCACUGAAAAUCCCCAAAACACCAGGUCAGGAAGUAGAAGCCAAUGAGCUGGAAUUGAUUUUGGAUGGUGUAAGCCAGUCACCCAAAUGUACAGCGCUUGGAAGAGAAGGUGAAUAUGUGGUAUCUGCUUACGGCAGUCACCUCGUCGUCUGUUUCUUCAGGAAGAAGAAGCUUUACAGCUUUUCUGUAGAUGGGAAAUCCAGAAUAAGCGACUUCUUCACCUGCGUAGCCUGCCACCCAAAGGAAGAUUGCAUAGCAAGCGGACACAGCGAUGGCAAAAUCCGGCUGUGGAGAAAUUUUAAUCACAAGAAAGACUACACGUACUCCACAAUGCACUGGCACCAUGGUGAAGUUAUGGAUCUCGCUUUCACUGUUGAAGGAACUAGCCUCCUGAGUGGUGGAAUCGAGUCUGUCCUAGUGCAGUGGCGAGAUGGGUCGGAUGCGAAGAAGGAAUUCUUGCCCCGGUUGGGAUCCACAAUAGAGCACAUCUCCGUCUCUCCAGAUGGAGCCUUCCUUUGUACCUCGCAUGCAGAUAACAAAAUAAUCAUCAUACACAGCAACUUGAAGGUCUCCACAGUCAUUCAAGGAUUGAGCAGAGGCAGUGACGUCAAGGCUGGCUUGAUGGUUGACCCUCGAACUAAAGCUUUGGUUCUGAACGGCAAACCAGGCCACCUGCAGUUCUAUUCACUGCAAAAUGACAAGCAGCUUUACAAUUUGGAUAUUGUGCAGCAGGAGUAUAUUCAUGAACAUGGGCUGAACCAGAUUGAGUUAGUGAAGGCUGCUUUUGAUUCCGAAGGCAACUGGCUGGCUACUGUAGAACAGCGGCAAGGAAGCAGCAGCGAUCUUGAAAUGUACAUGAAACUCUGGGCUUACGACGAGCAAAAGCAAAGCUUUACUCUGAACACAAGAAUAAACAUGCCGCAUGAGGAUUGUGUCACAGCUAUGUGUUUCCGUUGCACAGACGCAUCUGAAAAUAUAAGCCCGACUUUGGUAACGGCUGGCAACGAUGGGCACUUCAAAGUCUGGAUGCUACUGGUUGACAAUGAUGGUGAAAAUCAAAACAUAACUUGGGCCUGCGACUUCGUAGGAAGCUAUCACAACUAUCAAGCUACAAAUUGCUGUUUCUCCGAAGAUGGCUCUUUGCUUGCAGUCAGCUUUGACAAAAUAGUCACUGUUUGGGACUCGGAACUGUGGGAUCUCAAAUGUACUUUCUGCCAUCUUCCUGGGACUAUACGAAACCUGUGUUUUGGGAGGCAGAGUUGUUCAAAAUACCUUCUUGGCACCACCAACACUGGAUUUUUGUGCUGUUGGAACUUGCUGAGCUGUACAUUGGAAUGGAGUGCCCAAUUAAAUGUCAUUGUUCUGCAGCCAGAUUGUCUGUCUGAGAACAUCGUCGCGGUUUCAUCCCACUCGGCAUACUCAGAUGUAUUUGUAUUCAAACCCUGUGAGCCGCAGCCUUUGUGUAUCCACAGGAAGGUCUGCAGAGGCCAAGUCCGGUGUGCUGUCUUUGUUCCAAGAGAUCUCCCCGAGUCCAUUCAUUCAGAAAAAUACCAGUGGCUCAGCCAAUCUCAGUUUUACUUCUUGACUGAAACACUUGAAUUGAUGACAUUUAGCACAAAGAGCCCAGAAGAGAGACUUACACCUUCCAGCAGACAGGUAAUUGUUUUUUAAAAAAAGUGAACAGGAAUUCUAAGAGAGUCUAC